Guillardia theta CCMP2712 is the source of this 990-nucleotide messenger RNA. RefSeq lists its product as hypothetical. The record is from RefSeq and is a predicted model, not a curated record. The coding region runs from base 1 to 990 and encodes 329 amino acids. The transcript is spliced from 11 exons. Lineage: Eukaryota; Cryptophyceae; Pyrenomonadales; Geminigeraceae.
AUGGCAGCGGCAUGGCGAGCGAAGGCUGUUGCUGCUCUAGCACUGCUCAUGUCUGUCGCUGUCGUCUACCUGAUUGCCAGCGACGAGCAUGGCACAAGCAUGUUGACGUCAAUACACACGAGGGAGACUGGGGGGCUCUCCCAACUGAAACUGCAGCUGAAGGCUCGGGAGCGCGUGCAGAAGGAAGUAGAGAAGUAUGCAGAGAAGAGCGAAGGCGCCGAUGACGAGAAACAAGGAGCAAGACAUACGUCGGACUCCUCGAUCAAAGCGCAACUGGAUGCUCUGCAAGAAAAGUUUCAGAAGCGAGUGAAGGAGGCGGAGAAAGAGGAAGCAGCGAGGAUUGACCAGCUCAAAACAAAGUUUGAGCACGAGGAGGAGAAAGUGAAAAGCUCCACAGCGCAAAAGUUUCACGAGCUGGAAAAGGAGGAGAAGGAGCAGGAGAAAGCUCUCCAGGAGACAAAUCAAGAAGCGAAGCUGAAAGCUCAGCUAAAGUCUGUCAAGGCUAUGGAGCAAGCAAAGACUUUGCAGCUAGAGAAGAAGCUCAACGCUAUUCGUCACCUCGAGAACAAGUUCUCUGACAGCAAGCAGCAGCAGGUCAAGCCAGCACAGCAGGCGCUUGCUCCUUCGCACGACAAGAAGGACAGACACCAAGAGAAGGAAGAGAAGCAGGGAGAGGAGAAGCAAGUCCGCAAGUCGCAGAGGAAGGAGGAAGCCGAGGGACAGGAGCAGAUCAAGCACAAAGCCCAGCAUGCGACCGCCGCUAAGUCUCAUCCUCUCACGCGCUUCGAGCGGCUCGUCCAGUGGGCUGAGGCACAUGGACUUCCGAAGAAGCUUGCAGACAACCCCGCGGACAAGGAUAAGGUGCGGAGGAUCAUCGCACGGAUGAAGGCGGACGAGGUGGUGGAGCAGAUGAAGCACAAGUUCUCGCACUACGAGAAGAUGGUCUCUAACGUGGUGAAGACGGCAGAGGAUGACAGCGCCAUGAACUAA